Molecule: messenger RNA, 2360 nt
Organism: Notechis scutatus (mainland tiger snake)
Lineage: Eukaryota; Metazoa; Chordata; Lepidosauria; Squamata; Elapidae
Gene: CNEP1R1
Product: CTD nuclear envelope phosphatase 1 regulatory subunit 1
Cellular component (GO): Nem1-Spo7 phosphatase complex; cytoplasm
Source: RefSeq, a predicted model, not a curated record
GUCGCGGGAUAGAGCGCCGGAGGAGGGAAGCUCCCGGCUUUGGGCGGCUGGUCUCGGAAGCGGUCUCGUCCCCUUUCAUCCGAUUCAGAGAUGAAUUCGCUGGAACAAGCGGAAGAUCUCAAGGCUUUUGAAAGAAGACUAACUGAAUACAUAGCUUGUUUACAACCAGCUACUGGACGCUGGAGAAUAAUUCUUAUAGUGGUAUCAGUCUGUACAGCCACUGGUGCUUGGAACUGGUUAAUAGAUCCUGAAACACAGAAGGUAUCCUUUUUCACGUCUCUAUGGAAUCAUCCAUUCUUCACCAUUAGCUGUAUUACAUUAAUUGGUUUAUUUUUUGCUGGAAUACAUAAAAGAGUAGUGGCACCGUCAAUCAUAGCCGCUCGAUGUCGAACUGUUUUGGCGGAAUACAACAUGUCGUGCGACGAUACUGGAAAAUUAAUCUUGAAACCUCGGCUCCAUGUCCAAUAACCCAUAGCCUUUGUGCAGAGGAUUGUGGAAUUACACACACCGUUUUGUUUCUUCACUACAACGAGGCCAAAGGGGACCGAGAAAGAGGUGUGUCUUCAACCUUCGAUGGAAAGACGGGCAAAACGUCUGACGUCUCCACAGCUUUUCUGCCCGAACUCUGUGUUACCGAUUUCUCCUAGGACAGUAUUACCAUUUCCUCAUCUCUCAUGGCGAGGGGGUGCCGAGGCAGCCCUUCCGGAAACUCGUCUGCGUUUACCACACGCAAGUCAUUGUAAAUAGAAAACGGCUACAGUGUUUGUACUGCCAUUCGCCACAACGUUGUUGCUUUUUUUAACCAGCGCGUGUGUUUGUGGAUUGAGAGCCCUUCACUCCUUUCCAUGUCUGUGGUCCCGAUGUGUUGACAGGUCACAUCCAGAGUUUGUCGUGGUUUAUUCGAUGAAUGAGUUGACACGUUGCCUAAUGUUUCACAAUUGGGUCUUUCCUUCUGACAGCAGCAACCUCAAUCUCCUGGAACUUAUCAGCAGAACAUUUUAGACUAGAGUUACAUCCGGGUUGCCAUUUUGAGCUUCCCACAACUCUGCAAAUACAGUACGGUGUAAAGUUGGUUUCCUUUCUGGCUUUUGUUUGGACCCAGAUGAUGGGAGAGAGGCUCGAGAGUCACAUUUUACAUUUUCUUGCUAAUAAUUAUAAAUGUUUGGCCUCCAGCAUGUUUGAAGAAAGCAGAGGAAAAAAACGACAGAACAUCCCACACAAACACCUUGUGCCGGAUCAAGAAGCUGAUUUUUUUUUUUAGUCCUAAUUUUUCGCUUUGUGCAACCUUUGAUCUGCUCUGUUAUUCACAGCUUGCUGUUUUUCGCUCUUCCUCCUCCCGAGUUAUUCUUUUUCUCUCUCUGGAUAAAAACAAAAAACUCCCCAAUGUAUUGGAUUUGAAAUUGAUGCCGAGAGAGUUUUGUCGUGAAAUUAUAGUAUUUCUGAAUGGGAUGCAUUGUUUGUUCUUUAUAUUACUUGAUGAAAAGAAGUGCCAGAAGUGUAACAAAACCAUUUUGCUGCUCUUUUGGGUUUUGUUUUAGCCUGGUGCAUGCAGGAUGCCCACAAUGGACCUAAGACAAUUGAAGAAAUGGGGAGUAGGCUCUUAGCCUUGUAUUGGACACCCACCAUUUCCAAACUCAGCUUGAUGGGUAGCCAAGUUUUUCUGUGUAGCCAUUUGUGGACCCUUUUCUAGCGAUGACUGCAAAUAUCACUCCACGCUAGACGUGGUGAGCCAAAGCUCAGCAUCAUGGAAACCAUACGAGAUACUCUCAAACUGUAGUGCUCGGUGUUGAUCAUGGUUUAAUUUAGUAGAAGUACUGGAGACAUGAAGCUUUCACUGUGAUGUUGGAAGUGGUAGUCUCUUUGGAUGUGUUUCCUCACCAAAAAUAUCUGCUUAAGGAAAAGGUUUUGUACUCACGAGGUCAGGUUCUAGAUUGCUUAGUGACUCGUGUUUCUCCGUAUGAGGAAUUUCUUAAAACUCUUUUUUUUAACAAACUAUUUUAAUUAUCCUUGUUACACGGAAGUGUUAAAAUAAAAUUUUAAAAAACCAGUGGCUGUUACUCACAGUGUGACUUUUAAAAUACCGACCCAGGAAUUUCAUUUUAAAUCCGUGCGCCUUGUUUUUAAAAACAUACAAGCUAUUUUAAUAAGCGCAUUGCUCUUUUAAGACGCAGCUGAGACCAAAAGGAACUUCACCGUGCAAGAAUUUGUAGGAGAAGAAAUCUCUUGGAUUUAGAAAUAAUGCACAUCGAAGUCUUGAUUUUUCUUCUUUUGCUCUCGGAAGUGUCUUCUCUAUUCCUUACAUCGCCGCGGUUUUUAAGCAGCUGUACAAUUUUUUGUAGGAAUUGCCUUUUAAAUAAAUA